ACAGUCGAUUGUUACUAGGGUCAAGACCAUGUUGAUUUCACGAUGCUCGAUAAGAUGUCCCUGGAAACGCUUACAAUAUCUAGUUGUAUUCCUCAUAAAAACAGCCUUAUUUCUGGCAAUGUCGUACUACAUUUUUCUCUAUCGCGAUACGAUUGCCAUGUUCGUACAUGAAGCCUUUUGCUGCUCCGCAAGCGAACAUGUAUCAGUUAUUGGAAUCAAUUACAACACAAUGCCUCCCAAUUCGCAGGCAAAGUUCAUUUUCGUGAUACCAAGGAAGACAAAGCGAACCACGUGCGGAAAAAAGGAUUCAGAUGGUAUUUGCCAUGAGGUUCAACACCUGGUUCGAAUUCUUGAUGAAAAUUCGUAUCUCGAUGGAGCGACUUGCCAAGGUUUGGACCACAUUAAAGAAAGGGCCUCUCAAAAACGAAUGCGGUCAUGUCUUUUUGAAACUAAGUAUUGGACAUUGAGAAUCAAACAGACGACUGUUGUAGGAAAGCAAACACAAACAAUCACUCUUUGUAAUCUUGCUGAAGGUCCUUUUCUUAUUCGGCGCUCUGUGUUUGAUAAGUUGGGCUUUCGUCCUUCUCACGGAGAAGCCACCUUGUUAGAUUUCUUCUUACGGUCGAAAGGAAGUCUCCAAAUAGCAGCGUCACAGAAGUGCUCGUUUUUAAAGCAACAGACGGUGACAGACAGAGGAGCUAUGUCUAACAAGGAGGUUUAUUUAGAUUAUGGCUUGCUUGGGUUUCAUCAUAAUAUUCUAAGGGUCGUGAGAGACGAUUCAAUUACAUGGACUCAAUGUACAAAAGAUUUAUUCCUCUGUCCAGACAAACCAUUGCAAGAGUUGCAUGAAAGCCGCGACAAAGCUCUGGUGGAACUUUUCCCCAUCUGUUGUCACGAAAGACUUGAUCAAUAUUUAAGAGAUUCUGUUUUUGCUUUCGAAAAAGUAAACAUGCCUUUUAGACUCUGCGCUGGGACGGUUCUAGGAGCUGUGCGUACUAAAGGUAUCAUUCCUUGGACGUAUGAUAUCGAUAUAUGUGUUAGUUCUACCAACUACCAAAACUCAAAUGCUUUUUUCCAAAUGGAAAAAAUCUUGAGCGCGCGAGGUUACUCUUCUCCUCUCAUAUUCAACCUGCGCAGAGUGAUGCCGAUAUUUCCUUUGAUGAAAGAUAUUUCUUCAAUUUCUUUAAACGAAAGUAACUUGUAUAAUAAGAAAGCUCUUAAACUAAUGGAAUAUGUUUUACCGAUAGAAAGACCGAAGUGGAGUAGCAUGGGAUAUGUUGAUGUUUAUCCAAUGGAUAAUUUAUUUCGAACCGAGAGUUCUAACAUUGUUAUAAAUAAUCGGAAUUAUACAACGGUAGGGGACCCACACUCUUAUCUUGUGGAGGUUUUUGGAGAAUCUUAUCACCAGGUUGACUACAGAGGUAAGUCAAAGGAUCCGCACAAACCGUGGGUGUUUUGGAAAUGGAAAUCGAGUCUCGCCCAAGAGGAUGUCCCUAGCGGGUUAACUGAUGACAAGUUGGGAUGUUGUGUGAUGUUCUUAGGUAUCGCGUUAAUGAGUUACACAGUGCUGAAAUUUUGUUACCAUAGUUGUAGUUUUACUCGUAGAAAAUGGUGA
Actinia tenebrosa (Australian red waratah sea anemone) is the source of this 1615-nucleotide messenger RNA. RefSeq lists its product as uncharacterized. The record is from RefSeq and is a predicted model, not a curated record. NCBI's taxonomy places the organism in Eukaryota, Metazoa, Cnidaria, Anthozoa, Actiniaria, Actiniidae.